UCCACCUCCCCCCCGCGCCUUCCUCUUCUCCUCUCUCUCUCUCUCUCUCUCUCUCUCUCUCUCUCAUAUUACACACUAUAGUCUAUUAAUAUAUUCUCUCCAUCAGUAUUUAUUUAUUUUUCUACAAGUGCAGUAAAUAUAUAUGACUCUCAAUUCAAUGAAACUAGAAGUAGAAGAGCGCCAGGAGGGAGGGGACGAGAUGUGCCGGUCAAUCGAGGUCGUCUCCUCCACCUUCGCCGCUAAACACUGCGACUUCGACUUCGCCUCGCCUCCCUCCGCCGCAAAAGAUGAUGCAGAAGGUGACUGCCACGCCGAGGACUCCUUCAUACCGCCUCUCAACUUUGCCAUGGUCGAUAACGGCAUUUUCCGCUCCGGUUUCCCUGACUUCGCUAACUUCUCUUUCCUCCAAACUCUAGGCCUCCGCUCCAUCGUAUAUCUGUGUCCCGAACCGUAUCCGGAGGCGAACAUGGAGUUUCUCAAGUCCAACGGGAUCAAGCUUUUUCAAUUCGGGAUUGAAGGAUACAAGCCCUUUUCAGAUCAUAUACUCGGGAGUCAAAACUUUUACAUUAUGCUGGAGCCUUUUGUGAACAUCCCGGACAAUAUGAUUCAUGAAGCAUUAAAAGUUGUUCUUGAUGUAAGGAAUCAUCCAGUUUUAAUUCAUUGUAAACGUGGGAAGCAUCGAACUGGUUGUCUUGUGGGAUGCUUGAGAAAAUUCCAAAGCUGGUGCCUGACAUCUGUCUUUGAUGAGUACCAGCGAUUUGCUGCUGCUAAAGCUAGAGUUUCAGAUCAGAGGUUUAUGGAAUUGUUUGAUGUGUCUAGUUUGAAGCAUCUCCACCACUGUAAUUCUCCUAUUCGAGGAGGUAACGAGCAGGCCUAUUGAUUGGAUUAUCCUUUCUUUAUCAGAAGAGAAUCCUGUAGGCCCUACUUCAGAAUCAAUAGGGAAAGUUGAUGAGUUCCUAGGAUGCACUUCCGUGGCAAAGGAAUAAUUCUUCUUUUUUCCUUGAGAAUAAAUAGAAUAUAAAGUAGCAUGUCCUGUUUGGAGUCUUAGAAACCCUCCCCUUACCACACUGCCCCCCACCCCCCUCCCCACCACAUUCGAUCGAAUCAAUCCUAUCUUUCUUUUAUUUUCCUUGAUUUGGUUGCUAGGCAGACUCUUAACGUUCGCUGCUGUACAUGCACCAUGUCUGUAGAUGUGUCCGGAGUCCCUCUCCAAAUUCUUAGCUAGCUUGGUUUAAGGGUUCAUAACAGCUACUCCCCUACAGCUGUUUCUGUCGUCGAUUAAUGGAAGACAAAGCAGCUAGGGAGACCAUCCACCCAGGAUUCUUGGUCGGGUAGCUGGAAGGAUAAAUAAAAUUUAGUUAUAGAAUAGUUAUGUUGGAUCUGUACGAGGUAAUUAGACAAACAUGCUAAAUGCGAUAUAAUGGGAAAUGGAGUCCUAGCAUUUAACUCAAA
Messenger RNA from Carya illinoinensis, 1452 nucleotides. Its product is annotated as tyrosine-protein phosphatase DSP1-like. The transcript has 6 exons. NCBI's taxonomy places the organism in Eukaryota, Viridiplantae, Streptophyta, Magnoliopsida, Fagales, Juglandaceae. Gene Ontology annotation, biological process: protein dephosphorylation. Bases 143 to 880 code for a protein of 245 amino acids. Gene Ontology annotation, cellular component: cytoplasm. Gene Ontology annotation, molecular function: phosphatase activity. The record is from RefSeq and is a predicted model, not a curated record.